UCUCUCUCUUUUUCUCUUACUCAAACUAAAACAACAUCUUCACAGACACACACCGAGACAGAGACAGAGAGAGAGAGCUUGUUUCAUUUCAUGGCGGAACAGGACAUGACUCUCUCCCUCAAUGGCCACUCCCAGGUUCCUCCCGGCUUCCGUUUCCAUCCCACCGAAGAGGAGCUUCUCCAUUAUUACCUCAGGAAGAAAGUUGGGUUUCAAAAGAUUGACCUUGAUGUCAUUCGUGAUGUUGAUCUUAACAAGCUCGAGCCUUGGGAUAUUCAAGAAAAAUGCAAGAUUGGAUCCACCCCACAAAAUGAUUGGUACUUCUUUAGCCACAAGGAUAAGAAGUAUCCGACCGGAACGCGCACCAAUCGCGCCACGGCUGCUGGAUUCUGGAAGGCCACUGGUCGAGAUAAGAUUAUCUACACCGGAUCCAGAAGAAUUGGAUUGAGAAAAACUUUAGUAUUUUACAAAGGACGAGCCCCUCAUGGCCAAAAGUCUGAUUGGAUCAUGCAUGAAUAUCGCCUUGAUGAUAGUGACCGCGACAAUAAUAUAUGCAAUUCGAUCGGAGAAGCACAAUUGGCCGAAGAUGGGUGGGUCGUAUGUCGGGUUUUCAAAAAGAAGAACUACCACAAGAGCAUAGAUAGUCCAAAGACUUCCCCAACCUCCAUGGAUUCCGAGGUUCAUUUACAAAACUCAAACAACGAGGAAGGCGUGUUGGAUCAAAUACUUCAAUACAUGGGAAGAACAUGCAAGCUAGAAAUGGAGUCAUUUUCCAACUUCAACAACAACAACAACAACAUCCAAUCUUCAAGAUUAAUACUCAGCCCAAAGAACAACAACACAGAACGAACAAUUGACAAAUCAUUCAUGCAUCUCCCAAGGCUAGACAGCCCCACAACAAUUCCUUCAAUAAUCCCCCUCCACCAACUCGAAACAUUCGACCACAACAUCAUCUUCAACCACGAAUUGCUUCCAGAAACAACCGACCCAUCGCCCGAGCCCGUCCGUGGCAGCCCCGUGGUGAAGCUCAACAACUGGGUGGCCUUCGACCGACUUGUCGCCUCACAAUUGAACGGCCACGAAGAACGAACAAUUGAAGACGAUGAAGAUGAACAACAACAACAACAUCAUCAUGAUAUGCAAGUAUCUAGUAGAGGAUUGGGAUAUGGGCACGAGAAUGAUAUCUGGGGUUUCACCAAGUCCUCGUCUCCUUCAUCAUUAGACCCACUAUCUCAUUUGUCGGUUUAGUAGAGGCACUCUCGAAUACAACGGUCCAAAUAUAUAUAUAUCAUACUUCAACAACAUCAUCAUCAUCAUCAUCA
This is a messenger RNA of Cucurbita pepo subsp. pepo (vegetable marrow), 1319 nucleotides long. Its product is annotated as NAC domain-containing protein 12. The record is from RefSeq and is a predicted model, not a curated record. Lineage: Eukaryota; Viridiplantae; Streptophyta; Magnoliopsida; Cucurbitales; Cucurbitaceae. Gene Ontology annotation, molecular function: DNA binding. Gene Ontology annotation, biological process: regulation of DNA-templated transcription.